Messenger RNA from Pelecanus crispus (Dalmatian pelican), 2490 nucleotides. RefSeq names its product transmembrane protein 63B (gene TMEM63B). Gene Ontology annotation, cellular component: plasma membrane. The record is from RefSeq and is a predicted model, not a curated record. Gene Ontology annotation, molecular function: calcium-activated cation channel activity. Lineage: Eukaryota; Metazoa; Chordata; Aves; Pelecaniformes; Pelecanidae.
AUGCUUCCCUACGUGAUUGCCACCCUGGGCUCAGCAGGGGCCACCUGCAAAGCCUCCACAUGCAACAACAGCACCAAGGACUACUGCUACAGUGCCCGCAUCCGCAGCACUGUGCUGCAGGGGCUGCCGUUCGGUGGGGUGCCCACCGUCCUAGCCCUUGACUUUAUGUGCUUUCUUGCACUGUUGUUUGUCUUUUCAAUUUUGCGUAAAGUUGCUUGGGACUACGGCCGCCUGGCCCUGGUGACUGAUGCUGACAGGCGCCGACGCUGGCAGACGGAGCGAGAGGAGCGGGAAUAUGUAGCCUCCGCCCUGCACUCCGACAACCAUGACCGCUACGAGCGCCUCACCUCCGUCUCCAGUUCUGUGGACUUUGACCAGAGGGACAACGGUUUCUGCUCCUGGCUGACAGCCAUCUUCAGGAUAAAGGAUGACGAGAUCCGGGACAAGUGUGGGGGUGAUGCGGUGCACUACUUGUCCUUCCAGAGGCACAUCAUCGGGCUGCUGGUGGCCGUGGGCGUGCUGUCUGUGGGCAUCGUGUUACCUGUCAACUUCUCAGGGGACCUGCUAGAAAACAACGCCUACAGCUUUGGGAGGACAACUAUCGCUAACCUAAAUUCCGGGAAUAACCUGCUGUGGCUGCACACGUCUUUUGCCUUCCUGUACCUGCUGUUGACGGUAUACAGCAUGCGCCGGCACACCUCCAAGAUGCGCUACAAAGAGGAUGACUUGGUUAAGCGAACUCUCUUCAUCAAUGGAAUCUCAAAAUAUGCUGAGCCAGAGAAGAUCAAGAAGCAUUUCGAGGAGGCCUACGCCAACUGCACCGUCCUGGAGGCCCGUCCCUGCUACGAUGUGGCCCGGCUGAUGUUUCUCGAUGCGGAGAGGAAGAAAGCUGAGCGUGGGCGAAUCUAUUUCACCAAUCUGCAGAGCAAAGAGAACACGCCGUCCAUGAUCAACCCCAAGCCCUGUGGCCAUCUGUGCUGCUGUGUCAUCAGGGGCUGUGAGGAGGUGGAGGCUAUCGAGUACUACACCAAGCUGGAGGAGAAGCUCAAAGAUGACUACAAGAGGGAGAAGGAGAAGGUGAAUGAGAAGCCUCUGGGGAUGGCCUUUGUCACCUUCCACAAUGAGACCAUCACAGCCAUAAUCCUCAAAGACUUCAAUGCUUGCAAGUGUCAGGGUUGUGCAUGCCGUGGGGAGCCCAGGGCCUCCUCCUGCAGCGAGUCCCUCCAUGUCUCCAACUGGACAGUCACUUACGCCCCCGACCCACAGAACAUCUACUGGGAACACCUCUCCAUCCGGGGCUUCAUCUGGUGGAUCCGCUGCCUCGUGAUCAAUGUGGUCCUCUUCAUCCUCCUCUUCUUCCUCACUACCCCUGCUAUCAUCAUCACCACUAUGGACAAGUUCAAUGUCACCAAGCCCGUGGAGUACCUCAAUAACCCCAUCAUCACACAGUUCUUCCCCACCCUGCUGCUGUGGUGCUUCUCUGCUCUGCUGCCCACCAUUGUGUAUUACUCUGCCUUCUUCGAAGCGCACUGGACCAGGUCUGGAGAGAACAGGACAACCAUGCACAAGUGUUACACCUUCCUCAUCUUCAUGGUCUUGCUGCUGCCAUCACUGGGCCUGAGCAGCCUGGAUGUGUUUUUCCGCUGGUUGUUUGACAAAAAAUUCCUCGCCGAAGCUGCCGUGCGAUUUGAAUGUGUGUUUCUGCCGGACAACGGGGCCUUCUUCGUCAACUAUGUCAUCGCCUCUGCCUUCAUUGGGAACGCCAUGGACCUGCUGCGCAUCCCCGGCUUGCUCAUGUACAUGAUACGCCUCUGCCUGGCCCGCUCAGCCGCUGAGCGGAGGAACGUCAAACGACACCAGGCCUAUGAGUUCCAGUUUGGGGCUGCUUACGCCUGGAUGAUGUGUGUCUUCACUGUGGUCAUGACAUACAGCAUCACCUGUCCCAUCAUCGUCCCUUUUGGGCUCAUGUACAUGCUGCUUAAGCACCUGGUGGACCGAUACAACCUGUAUUAUGCUUACCUGCCUGCCAAGCUUGACAAGAAGAUCCAUUCAGGGGCUGUGAACCAGGUGGUGGCAGCCCCCAUCCUCUGCCUCUUCUGGCUUCUCUUUUUCUCCACCAUGCGCACAGGGUUCCUGGCCCCCACUUCCAUGUUCACCUUUGUGGUCCUCGUUAUCACCAUUGUGAUCUGCCUGUGUCAUGUCUGCUUCGGGCACUUCAAAUACCUCAGCGCUCACAACUACAAGAUUGACCACACGGAGGUGGACACCAUAGAAAACAGGCAGAACGGGAGACCUGCCACCAGUCUGCCGGCUCCCAAAUCAGCUAAGUACAUCGCCCAAGUGCUGCAGGACUCCUCACCGGAGGGUGAAGCAACGGAGUCAGAGGAGCAAGGGUCACAGGAUGAGGAGCUCAUCAAUGCGGAUGGCAUGAACGACACGGAUUUCCAGUCGUGUGAGGACAGCCUGAUAGAGAACGAGAUCCACCAGUAG